Neoarthrinium moseri is the source of this 1656-nucleotide messenger RNA. RefSeq lists its product as uncharacterized. Bases 1 to 1656 code for a protein of 551 amino acids. The transcript is spliced from 3 exons. Gene Ontology annotation, cellular component: membrane; Golgi apparatus. NCBI's taxonomy places the organism in Eukaryota, Fungi, Ascomycota, Sordariomycetes, Amphisphaeriales, Apiosporaceae. Gene Ontology annotation, molecular function: GDP phosphatase activity; UDP phosphatase activity. Gene Ontology annotation, biological process: nucleoside diphosphate catabolic process; protein N-linked glycosylation. The record is from RefSeq and is a predicted model, not a curated record.
AUGAGGAGAACAUCGGUCUCGCUGCCUACGAAGCACACUGCUCGCGACCCCCACGAGAAGCCCGCGCGCUACGAGUCCGGUAACCACCACCGGGCUGACCACCGAGGCGGCAUCCUGGAGAAACUACAGCAAGCCGCAGGCAUGAACCAGACACAGAAGACGAGGUGGCUGAAGACCACGGCGAUAGUGGUGUUCCUGGUCUUCCUCUUCUACUAUCUGUCGCCAAAGGGCGUCGACAUCUACGAGAAGGGUGUGUCCAAGUCUGGCCAGACCCCCUCGGACUCGACCUACGGCACUGAAAAGUGCACCAAGUCCUUCUCGAAAGACAAGCCCAUCACCCAGUAUGUGCUGAUGAUCGAUGCCGGCAGCACGGGAUCGCGCAUCCACGUGUACAAGUUCAACAACUGUGGCCCGACCCCGGAGCUGGAGAAGGAGGAGUUCAAGAUGACCGAGAAGAGCGUCGGUGGCCUGAGCAAGUAUAAGGACGACCCUCUCGCCGCCGCCCGCACUCUCGACGAUCUGAUGGCUGUCGCCAUGGAGACGGUCCCCAAGAAGCUCAUGGGAUGCAGUCCUGUGGCCGUCAAGGCCACCGCAGGUCUCCGUAUGAUCGGCGCCGAGGCCAGUGAGCGCAUCCUGGAGGCCGUUCGCAACCACCUCGAGACCAACUACCCCUUCCCCGUUGUGGCCAAGGAGGAGAAUGGUGUCGCCAUCAUGGACGGCUCCGACGAGGGUGUCUAUGCCUGGAUCACGACCAACUACCUUCUUGGCAAGAUUGGCGGACCUGACCAGAGCCCCACGGCUGCCAUCUUCGAUCUCGGCGGUGGCUCUACGCAGAUCGUGUUCGAGCCGACAUUUAAGGGAGUCGUCGGCGGCGGGAUGCCCGAGAAGCUGGCCGAGGGCGACCACAAGUACAAGCUCGCAUUCGGUGGCCGUGACUUUGAGCUGUACCAGCACUCUCAUCUGGGCUAUGGUUUGAUGGCCGCGCGCAACGCCAUCCACCUCGGCCUGCUCAACGACCUGGCCAAGGAGAAGACCGGAACCGAGUGGCUCAAGAAGCCCAUCCUCAACCCCUGCAUCAACGCCGGACAGUCUGACAAGAUCACCGUCGAUCUCGGCAAGGACUCCACCUUUGGCUCCGGCAAGGUCGAGCUGAACAUGACGGGCCCGUCCAUCCCGGCCCCGGCGCAGUGCCGCCAGCUCGCCGAGCGCAUCUUGAAGAAGGACGCCUCGUGCGCGUUGGCGCCCUGCUCCUUCAACGGCAUCCACCAGCCGUCGCUGGCCAAGACGUUCGCCAAGGAGGAUGUCUACGUCUUCAGCUUCUUCUACGACCGCCUCAAGCCCCUCGGCAUGCCCGACAGCUUCACCCUGCGCGAGCUGCACGACCUGACCAGCACCGUCUGCGGCGGCGAGUCCUCCUGGGCCCUCUUCUCCAGCAUCCCCGGCGCGCUGGAGGAGCUCCGCGACCGUGGCGAGUACUGCCUGGACCUCAACUUCAUGAUUGGCCUGCUGCACACCGGUUACGACAUGCCGAUCGACCGCGAGGUCCGCAUUGCCAAGAAGAUCAAGGGCAACGAGCUGGGCUGGUGCUUGGGUGCCAGUCUGCCCCUCCUGUCCAAGAACUCGGGCUGGACCUGCAAGGUCUCCGAGAUCCACUAG